AUGGUGCAAAGGACUGUGUUGAAGGUUGAUAUUUCAUGCUAUAAAUGCAAGAAGAAACUCCUCAAAGCAGUCUCUUCUCUCCAAGGUGUUGAUAAAGUUGAAGUGGAUGCAGCUAAGGGGACACUGACAGUGACUGGAAAUGCAGACCCGUACGAGAUCAUCGUGCGGACGAGGAAAGUCGGUAAAUUUGUGGAGGUGGUGAGCGUCGGGCCUCCUCCGCCACCGCCUAAACCGCAAGAGGCUCAGAAGAAGGCUGAAGAGAAGAAGACAGAGCAGAAACAACCCGACACAAAACCCCCCCAAAUAAUCCCUUAUCCUCAUAACUACCCAAUGUGUGAGAGAGUCGCUCUCGUCCAUCUGGACCGUUAUGAUGAACCCGGGCCGGUCUGCUCUAUAAUGUAA
Molecule: messenger RNA, 402 nt
Organism: Carica papaya (papaya)
Lineage: Eukaryota; Viridiplantae; Streptophyta; Magnoliopsida; Brassicales; Caricaceae
Source: RefSeq, a predicted model, not a curated record